This is a messenger RNA of Frieseomelitta varia, 1519 nucleotides long. Its product is annotated as protein artichoke-like. Lineage: Eukaryota; Metazoa; Arthropoda; Insecta; Hymenoptera; Apidae. The transcript is spliced from 2 exons. Gene Ontology annotation, molecular function: protein binding. Bases 96 to 1373 code for a protein of 425 amino acids. The record is from RefSeq and is a predicted model, not a curated record.
UGCAUAUAAAAGACGGGACGUCGCGAUCGGGACGCAGUUCGUAAUCAUUUUUGUCAGAAUCUUUAAGCGACGAGAGCAGAAAUUAAUAUCAAAUCAUGAGAACAAUUGUAGUUUUUACUCUGAUUCUCACUAGGGCGCUGUGCUCUAGAUUAAGUCUUAUUUCGAAAGACUUCAAAGAUAUAGAUUACAUCGACAAACAAUUGUAUGUUACAUAUUCGGACGUCGAAAGUGUUAAUUUAGCCGGGCUUGGUAUAGAAAACAUUCCGCAGGGAAUGGUCCGGAGUAAUUCAGUAAGAUCGAUUUCUUUGCCUGAGAAUAAAAUCAGAGAAGUAGGAAGACAUAUAUUUGACGAAACGCCAAAUUUGGAAUACUUGAAUCUCGCUGGGAACAGUAUUUCGAUCGACGAUCUUGAGAUCGAACAUGAAAAUUUGAAAGUACUGAUUUUCGAUUUCCAAAAGAGUGCAGAAGUAACAGACUCGAAUUUGCUAACGAAAGAAUUGAAAAUACGUCUGCCGAACGUAGAGGUUCUAUCGUGGAAGGGGUUAAACCACGAAUUGCUUCUUUCGUGGAUGAAAUUCUUCCCGAAAAUAGCAACGGCUUAUUUAUCAGACAGCAAUUAUAUACAAAUGGUAAACACAAGUGCAAUAGCUGACAAUGCAUUUAACUUGAGAAAUUUUCACUUAGAACGAAACAUAAUUGACGAGUUUGUUAUGGACGCGCCAGGGAACAUAGAGGAGCUAUAUUUGGACGAAAAUCCUCUCAAGUAUUUUUGGAUAAAUCCAAACUAUCAAAGUUUAAAAAUUCUCUCGUUGUCGAAUUGCUUGUUGAGCGAGAUGCCCGUUAUUUUUUCGUUACAAGUGCUGGACAUUUCUCACAACGAAAUUCGUUCGGUUACAUUUGACGUGCUGCAGCACAUGCCUUUGUUAAAAUAUUUGAACUUGAACAACAAUAAAUUGACAACUCUGCCCGAAGUACAUCAUUUGAAUAAACUCGAGACAUUGUCGUUGGGUAACAACUUAAUUAGCAACAUGACGGACAUUUUCAUGACGAAUUCGUUAAAAAUGUUAAAUCUAAAAGGAAAUAAUAUCGAUAACAUCGACGUGGCUGAGUGGUGGCAACUCGACAGAUUAGAGUAUUUAGACUUAUCGCAUAACAAAUUGAACUCGUUGCCUUCGAAGUGGCAUAGAAGCAUGCCGAUGUUGAAAUAUUUAAAUUUAGAGUUUAACAAUUUUGUAAGCUUGGAAAAUGUACAGAUCCACAAUUUUGUGGAUUUGAGAGACCUGUACAUAAAAAGUAACAACAUCACGCACAUAGAUUUAAAUCAAAAUAUUGUGCGAUUGGUACCAAAACGAUGCACCGUGUAUAUGGUUUGAACAGUAUUAUACGAUUUAACAUGACACUUCAUUGUACAACGACAAUUGUAAUUAUCACAUCGAAAGUGUAUCGUAUAUUCAUAUGUCGCAUUAUUAUUUAUUAUUCAUCACUGUCAGAUUGUUGCAAUAAAUUCUAAAAGCUCAAA